Parathielavia appendiculata is the source of this 2009-nucleotide messenger RNA. RefSeq lists its product as uncharacterized. The transcript has a single exon. The coding region runs from base 122 to 1744 and encodes 540 amino acids. The record is from RefSeq and is a predicted model, not a curated record. NCBI's taxonomy places the organism in Eukaryota, Fungi, Ascomycota, Sordariomycetes, Sordariales, Chaetomiaceae.
GUGAUUUUUCCACUCGCGUACACUUACCUAGUCUGUCCGGCAAUUACCAACAACGGCACCCUUGAGGAGCACGCGCGGUUGGUGUCAGCGACGCAGACUUAAUUAGCAAAUCCACCGCCAGAUGGAACGAACGGCGCGAAUCACGCGAUUCGGACUCGCCUGCAUAGCAGCCUUCGCGACACUCUCAUCCGCCACCGCCUCCAUCACUGACGCCGAGCAUGAAGGCUUUGGCCCUAGUGAAGCCGCCGCGCGGCAAAAUGCCUUUGAUAUAUUCAACACAAUUCACUCAGCCAUGCGCCAGUGGGGCUCGUCCCUCAACCACAACGGCAUGUCCUUGUUCCUCACCACGAUCCCAGCCGGCGUCACUCUCCAUCAUGGCACCCAUAGCCCGACCCCGCCUCCUGGGCCGGAGUGGCUCGCCUUCGAGAUUGAGCAUGCCGAACAGUUUGCGCAUCCCCGCUGGCGGCGAAGAGACAACCCCGGGUCACCCGGUUCACCACCACCGGGAUCAUCACCGCCGCCAUCCAUGGCCCAGCAGCCCCUCCACUUCCCUCGUCAACCCUCUUACUAUCACCAACCUUCUCUCCAUCUAGCCAAGGACGCUGACGCGGACUCCUACGGCUACCUGCACACCUACCUAACCACCACCCUACUCCAACUCCUCUACCUCGACGGCACCUCCGCAGGCAACACCGACAUGGGCACGCUCGACACUCAAGACCUCAUCCUGCGACUCAACCGCUCUGCUCCGCUCUGGGACGAGAGGGGCCGUGCGCAAGAGCUCUGCGAUAUUGUCUCAUCUUGGGGUCUGGACGGCGUGUUGCGGAUGGAGGCUGGGUUCGAGGUGAUCAAGUGCGAUUUUUCCAAGGGGUUGGAGCUGGUGUCUGCAAAUCGGCGGCCGGAUUGUCCUGCGGGUGGUUGUGGUUCUGGCGGCGGUGGUGUCGAAGGGGAGGUAAGGUUGUUCGAGUAUAUCAGGGCUGUUUCCAGGAGGUAUCAUGAUAUCGGGGGCGGAAGAGUCAAGAUUGACUGGGGGAGCAUGGUGUCAGGGUUCUUUUAUGAGAUUGAUCUUGCGAAUCCCAAUGGGACAGAGAGGAUGCCGAGACUGGUGGGUCCGAGUGAUGACGAGUUGAGAGCCAUUAGGCUAAGGGUUGAGGACGUCGUCAAGGGGCGGAGAGGUGAAGUGAAGAUGGCAGUUGACUGGCAGGGGGUGGUGGACAUGGUGGUGGCUCGGUACGCUGACCGGUUGAAGUACAUGGCCGAGGUUGAUACCGUUGAGGUGAUGCAGGCCGAGGUCAAUGGGCUGUUGAACACUCAUAUCGACCAUGCGGUUGAGGACGAUGGGCACAGUGCCGCUAUGGGGCGUUGUAGCCGGUUCUACACAUUGGGGGUCGCCCCCCAGACACACGAAGACGGUCUCGUCCUCGCCGCCGUCGAAACCGUUACACACAGCAUCUGCUCCACUUUGUUCCAGGUGCGCAAAAUGGUGGUGGAGGAACCAGAUGCUGCAGAGGGCUCACUGGAGCGGGCGAGACGGGAAUUGCGGAAUCUGAUGGACAAGCUGAGAUGGGCCAGGUGGAAGGAGUGCGCCGGCUGCGGCUUUGACGAGGUCUGCUUUAUCCCAGUGUGGCCGUACGGCGACAAGGAGGCCCACGAGCGGCCAAGCUGCCGGAACACGACUUCAUUGAUGAAGGGAUGGUGGGACAGACGGUAUUGGCAGCCAGGGCCACCGAUGGGCUCAAAAUGAAGCCGCAAAGGGGUGGUCAUAGGUCCUCAUGAGCAGACGACUCAUGAGCAGACGACUCAUGAGCAGACGACUCAUGAGCAGACGACUCAUGAGCUGCCAGGAACGUGUGGAAGUGAUGCAACUAAUUCCAUUCAAGCUGUGGAUCAUCCAUGAUAUUUCUUGGAAAAAAGAGAUUUGAGAAGAACUAAAACAAUGCGUCAGCCGCGAAUCGAACGCGGGGCCCAUCGAUGGCAACGAUGGAUUUUACCACUAAACCACUGACGCU